Molecule: messenger RNA, 6034 nt
Organism: Strigops habroptila (Kakapo)
Lineage: Eukaryota; Metazoa; Chordata; Aves; Psittaciformes; Psittacidae
Gene: FBXW7
Product: F-box and WD repeat domain containing 7
Exons: 3
Coding region: 746-1240 (164 amino acids)
Biological process (GO): ubiquitin recycling; proteasome-mediated ubiquitin-dependent protein catabolic process
Cellular component (GO): nucleus; cytoplasm
Molecular function (GO): ubiquitin binding
Source: RefSeq, a predicted model, not a curated record
CCCCGCCCCCUCCCGGCGCCGCAGGAAACGAGCGGAUCCCGGGGCGCUGCCGCCCGCCCGCCGCCCCGCUCCCGCGCCCGGCCCCCGGCCCGGCCCUGCCCCGCCGCGCCGAGCUGCGCCCCGCGCCGCCGCUCCCACAUGCCGGAGAGCGGAGCGGCCGCGGCGCCGAGCCCCGCUGCCCGGCUGCCCCGCGCCUCCCGGCUGCGGCCCUAGCGACCCCACCGCCGCUGGAGCCGGGGCCCGGCGGCACCCGCAGUGCAUGAGAGGGAAGAGUGCGGCGGGGGCCGCGGCCCGAGCCACUCGCCUCCCGGCCGGCGGCGGCGCGGGAACCGGCCCGGGGGGCAGCGAGGGGCGGCGAGGCGGCGGCUCCAUGUGAGAGGACGCGGCGGCGCACCUGAGCCGCCGGGACAGCCGCAGCCGAGGGGGGGGCGGUGGGGGGAAAGGGCCCGGCGCCCGGCCCCGAGGACCACCCGCCCACAACCCGCCCGGGGGUGGGCCUGAACCCGCCUGCCCUCCCGAAGCCGGCCGGCCCCUGGCGGCAGCCCCGGGGCGGGGGGCAGCGGGCCCCCUCCCGGCGGGGAAGAGGGGCUCCGCCUCGCCGCCGGCAUCGCCCCGCCGGCGGGAAGACGUGCGCGCCGCGAGCGGAGGAAGAGCCCAGCCGAGCCCGUUCCGAAAAAAUGUGAAAGCAUUUGCAUCUUCAGAUAGCCUAGCCAAGGUCCAAGAAGUAGCAAGCUGGCUUUUGGAAAUGAAUCAGGAACUGCUCUCUGUGGGCAGCAAGAGACGACGAACUGGUGGAUCUCUUCGAGGUAAUGCUUCCUCAAGCCAAGUAGAUGAGGAGCAGAUGAAUCGAGUUGUAGAAGAGGAGGAGCAGCAGCAAAGACGACAACAAGAAGAGCAGCACAUUGGGAGGAAUGGGGAGAUAGGAGGAGAAGAACCUGGAUUUGAUGGCAGGCACGAGUCUCAGCAGGAACAGUUAGAAGAAAAUAACAAUAGACUUAUUACAGUGGAUGAAGAAUCCACUUGUAACCAAGAGGAAGAUGAUGAUGAACAUACUGGUGAUCAAGAGGAGGAGGUGGAAGAGGAGGAGGAAAUGGACCAGGAGAGUGAUGAUUUUGAUCAGUCUGACGACAGCAGUAGAGAAGAUGAACAUACUAACAGUAACAGUGUCACAAAUUCCAAUAGCCUCAUGGACUUGCCCAUUCACCAGUCAUCGCCAUUCUACGUAAAGACAAAGGCUUGACAAAGUGAGAGCGAUAAAAUGUCCAAACCUGGGAAAACUGCCAUCAACCAUGGCUUGGUUCCUGUUGAUCUUAAAAGUGCCAAAGAACCUCUACCACACCAAACCGUGAUGAAGAUAUUUAGCAUCAGCAUCAUUGCACAGGGCCUGCCCUUCUGCCGUAGGCGGGUAAGUGUAAAAGUCUUUAAAACCUGCGUUUUGAUCGCUUGGCUUGCAGCUCAGUGCUUUGUCAUGGUGCAUUCAUUCCAUUAAGAAAUGCUUAUAUCUGUAUUAUCUAUUCACUCAGGGUGCUGUAGAGGAGCCCUUGGGUCAUUUAUUUUAAUAAUUCUUGUGCUUUAAUUUAAAUCUGUACAUGUUGUCUUAGCUAUUGCUGAUUUAAAGAGACAUGCCAGAGAUUCUCUUACAGUUGUAAACCAAAUAGAUGCAAACAAAUGCUGUACAAAUAAGUAAAAUACAAAUAAAUAUGUAUUUUACUUUUAUUCACUCUAUUAGGUGAUGUAGAUAGUUUGGAGUAAAAUCCAUUGAAUGCAGUUCUGAAUUAUAUUGGUACAUGUGACUUGUUGGAUAAAAAACUAGAGAAUGUAGAGAUGUUAAACUAUUUUGUAUUUAAACGUUUUUAGUAGGAAUUCUUAAAACACAAUUUUAAUACUUUUGUAACUUAGUAAUAGAGAUAACAUUUUUGCUGUUACAGAAAAUAAAAAUAGCAUGUUACUAUGUGCUGGUUGCGAUAUAGUUUAUAUAUAGACAGUCCUAGCCUGACAAACUUUCAUGGGUCUUAUGCUACAGCUUCAGGAACUAUAUGGAUAAAGUGGCUCUUAAAGCACAUUAUAUAAAUUUUUAAAAAAAGUAUCUUUUACAUUUUGUUCUGUUUGUAAUACACCAUUUUCAAUAAAAAGUGAGUACUUUCAAAGCAACUUACAUCAUGAUUUUGUUACUCAGUUGCAUACUGCUGAGCUCGUAUUCUUUAAAGUAAAAUUAAUUUUUCUUCUUUGUUACUCUUUCAGUAAAAUUAUAAAUAAAUUUGUUCUUCAUAAUGAAUUUUCCCAACACUACUUUGAGUUUUCUGUUGCUACUGAAUCCAUUUAUUGAUGCAAAAAUUAAAAUCUAGCUCAGCUUUUGUAAAUGUUCUGGCUUUCCUUGAAUAUCAGCAUACUUCUUUUCAGUAAACUUACUCAAAUCACAGAUGAAAUUUAAAUUUCAGAUUACCACCCUUGAGCUUGAUUUCUUUUUACUAUGUUGCUUUGAAUGUCUAAGAGUAUUUCUUAUAUGUAAAAGGUCUAUGGCAUGUGUUGAAAGCUAGCAACUUAGUAUCAACCUGCAGCAGUGCAAAAAUUAGAACAUAUAUAUAUAUACACAUGACUAAUAUUGGAUCAUGUUCAUUGCAGAACAGUAUUUUUUUCAGCAUUCUACAGAUGUUUUUGAACACUGAAUAAAAACAUUUUGUAAGGUUGAAAGUGCUGAAGUAACCCUCUUUAUUGUAAUAGAUACGCUUUCAAAUUUUUGUAUGAUCUGAGAACUGUUUGCUUGAAAAUAAGCGUUUGAAAUAUGUUUGGAUAAUUUUGGUUCCUUUAUCCUGGUAGAAGUUUAGCAGAUACAUUUCACAAGUCUUUCUGUGGCUAUUAAUACAUUAUACUGUUGGAACUUUAAUGCUCAUGUUUUAUGUGUGUAUUUUCUGUAAUGAGAAGUGUGGUCACACAUUAACUUACCACAAAUAUGGAAAAAAAUAGUUUCUAAAGCAGUUCUCUGAAGACUUUGUCCCAAAACAACCACAAUCUAUCUCAGUUGUCCUGUCCUCAGAUCAAUGACUCAGUGGUUUUAGGUCUAGGAGGGUUUAAGAAGCUGUUCAGCAUUUUAUUUUUCUUUUAGCAUUAGGACUAAAGAGGAAAUUAAGAAACACUGUAAAUGUAUGCUUUACCAGCUAAACUAUCAUCAAUCUACUUAAGUUUGUCUUGUCUUCUGAAACUAAUAAUUCUCAGUAUGAUGGCUGCUUAUAGUGGAAAAGAUUGUAGCUCCGCCUUUAGUUUCAUGCCUUGCAACACUCAAAGCCUGCACGUAACUCAUAACGAUUACCAUAUUGGGUUCCUUCCCAACACACGUAGGUUGCGUAUAGGAUCCAUAUAUUAACAAAAAAACCCCAAACCACCAAACCUAAUUUUAGAUAUCAACAGAUGAGAGAAUCGAUACUUUUGUUACAUAGUCUUAGCACUUUAUUAAUCAUAGCAAGAAUAUAAAAAGCAUUUUUUAUGUAAAAUAGUUCUGACAUAAAGUCUUCACCAAUAUGCAACUCUUAGAUAUUUAUUUAUUUUAAAUUCUACUUUUCAUUUAACAAGGCAUUGCAUUAUUUAACAUUUAAUGUUUACACGUAAACUUGAUGUGCUUUUACAACAUGAGCUACAGUUUGCUUCUAGGUUACUGAGUUGGUAAUCUGUCAAUACCAGCUUUUUUCUGGCAAGUGUAUGGUUGGGCCAUUCAAACACUGACACGACUUAAAGAUUACCAACCUUCUCCUUGUUUGAACUUAUUUCUUCCCAUCCUUAAUUGUACAUUAAACCAAGCAAAACAUCUUUAAAAUGUGUAUUAUGAUCCUUGGGAGUAAAAAUACUUCCGUUAUGGAGCUGGCAAUUCAUAGCUUCUGCAUCCUUUGCAUUGGUUAUGCUGGGCUUCUGUCAAGAAGUGCACUAUAAAUGGUCACAGGACUUAACAGUUUGCCCUUAUGUGUUUUGUCAGUUUACACAUGUAGCUAAAACACUUUUCUGCAGUACUACUAAUCUGAAUCCACUUAAAAAUAGUAUUACUUAGCAUUCUUUGUGUAGUACUUGAGAAUAACUUUAGCACAUAGCUCUAAAUGUACUGUACUUACACAAUAAAUGCCUCUAUUCCUUCAAAGCUCUCACUGAAAACGUUGAUGCAGUAUCGUUUAAUGUAGAUAUAGCCAUGGUCCUCUUCAGUCUUAGGCAUAUCUUUUGUAGGCACUGAAGAAGAUUUUGCAGUACAAUGUGAAGAAGCAAUGAAUACCUUUUGACUAGUACACACUUCAGGUAUCAGAUAUCAUUUAGCUCUUCAGUGCGGUGUAAUUGCAGCCGAUCAUCGAACAUACUUAACAAGAUAGUCACGCAUGUCACGUAUGUUCCAAAAUCAAGUGCUGUAUUUUUUUUUACCAUGGCAAAUAAUUUCACCUGGCAAGAAAUUAGUCUUUUAGUUAACUAUAUGAUUAUUCCCUUAGACUGCUCUUAAACCACUAACAGUGGCAGUGUUUUUCCUUCUGAACCUGUUGUAAUUCUUAACUAUUUCAAAGGCUAUACUUCAAAAAUAGAUUUCUUCCCUCUUUAGUUUUGCAUGUUUUUUUUCUAAAAAGUCCUGUACUUGUUGCUCUUGGAGGCUGUAUAACAAUUUCACCAGACUGAAUAUAUGUUUUUAAGAAGUGCUAAUAAGCUGGAGAAUUUGUGAAAGUAUCUUGUUCGCUUGCAGCAUUCCUUGAUUUCAAGUGACUUAAAGUAGAACUGAAUUGGUACAAAGCAGGGGUUUCAGUGUGCACCCAGUGGUAUUCCAAGCUAGAAAAGAUAAGGUAAUACAUGUAUCCAUUUUCAGUGCCCAUACUCUCAGAAUACUCUAUUAUACUGUACUGUUUUGUUGUAUGUGCAUAUGUUUCACCUUUGAAAUGUAUCUGACCAAGCUUUGGCAAUUCAUAAACUUAGCUCAUCAAUGAAAUGCUUCUGUCUGUAGGGUGUACUUGUUAGAUGAAUAUAGGGUAAUACAUUUAAGCAUCAAUUUAUAUAAAAGAGCAUGUAAUGUGGUGUUACACAUUACAUACGGUAUUGGUCCGUUUUGUUACUACAGUAAAGUACUUGGAGCUAGACUCCGUUUCCUGUUCCUUCCUCUGGUUGACUAGUAUGCUAAUAAUGUAUUUGAAAUACUAAUGCGUCUUAUGCAUGAACAACUUCACUUAUUUGAGCUUAGGUUUUUUAUCUCUUCAUUUCUGUGUUAAAACAACCAAAACACCCUUUUCAUUGUCAGUCAAAUCUACAUAAAUGCUUGUGCCAGCAGUUUAACCAAGUAGUCCAUCCAUUCAGUUUUUGAAGGAAAUAUAGUCCUGAAUUUUUCUGCAACAAAUCAUAUUUCUUGUUAGAGUACAACAUGUUAUUUUGUGGAUGAGAGUAAGAAGUUACUUAAUGGACAAAAAACUAUUUGGCUUUCUCUGAAAUGGUGUAUUGUCCCAUACUUCCCUAUAUGUCAGCCGACUUUGUAUCAGGUCCUGAGUAAUAUGGAAAAGAACAAAACUUUAAACACAACAUGAAAAUAAUUAUCUCUUUUCCCUUGGAAUUUCUUGUCAUUUGGUAAGAAGAGACUGUCAGAAGAGCUUAAGGAAAACUGUAUGAAGAUGUGCAUGUGCAUGCAUAUACAUGUAUAUAAUUUUUAAUUUAAAACUUAAGGGAGUUUAAAGAGUGUGUCACUGGACAAAUCAGAGCACUCCCACGUGCCUGCAUAUUCUACAGCAGGCUUUUUGGCUCUGGGCUUUGUGCUGGGGAACUUGCGCCAUGGCCGCUGGGAGAAAGAAGCCUCUUAGAGUGUCAGAAAUAACUUUCUUUCAAAGAUGGUUUAUCCUUGACUUUAAAUUCCCUUGUUUGUGUGAGAAUUUGUCACCCAAAUGGAAGUACAGAUCAUGGACUGAUCAGUAGAUGUCUGCAUGAAAGGAAGUUUGUUCUUGUACCCGUGCUUGUUUUUCGUAAAGGAAUGUGUCCAUUGCUCUGGAUAUCCAAAUACUCACAAUAAAGCCAACCUUACAGAGGUUUUACUUUU